Messenger RNA from Drosophila subpulchrella, 9744 nucleotides. RefSeq names its product fatty acid synthase (gene FASN3). Gene Ontology annotation, biological process: fatty acid biosynthetic process. Bases 54 to 7157 code for a protein of 2367 amino acids. The transcript is spliced from 10 exons. The record is from RefSeq and is a predicted model, not a curated record. Gene Ontology annotation, molecular function: oxidoreductase activity; phosphopantetheine binding; 3-oxoacyl-[acyl-carrier-protein] synthase activity. NCBI's taxonomy places the organism in Eukaryota, Metazoa, Arthropoda, Insecta, Diptera, Drosophilidae.
AAUAUUCCAGGCCAUUUCCUGAUACUGACGGUGAUGAUAUAGUGAUAUCCGGAAUGUCUGGAAAAUUUCCGAACUGCCGCAACAUAUCUGAAUACAAGUAUAAGCUCUAUAAUAAGAUAGACAUGGUUGACGAUGAUGAACGCCGUUGGCGUCAUUUUAAUCCGGAAAUACCAAAAAGAUCUGGAAAAAUUGGUGAGCUCGAAAAGUUUGACGCAACUUUUUUCGGAGUCCAUUUUAAACAGGCCCACACAAUGGAUCCGCAAACACGAAUUCUAAUUGAGACGGCGUACGAAGCUGUAAUAGACUCAGGAGUAAACCCGAAAAGUCUACGUGGAUCAAAAACUGGAGUGUACAUAGGCUCUUGUAUAUCUGAGUCCGAGAAAACAUGGUUUUAUGAAAAGGUUUCUUCCGGCGGGUUUGGAAUCACUGGCUGUAGUAGGGCUAUGAUGGCUAACAGAAUAUCGUAUUGUUUGGGACUAGAGGGUCCUUCGUUUUUACUAGAUACAGCUUGUUCUAGUUCGAUGUACGCUUUAGACAACGCAUUCAGCGCUAUUCGAAAUGGAGAAAUUGAUGCUGCAAUUAUUGGUGGAUCAAACUUACUACUUCAUCCUUUUGUUACACUUCAGUUUGCACGACUUGGCGUUUUAGCACCAGAUGGCUUUUGUCGCCCCUUUGAUAAAAAUGCUAGUGGUUACACUAGAUCAGAAACUAUUAAUUGCCUAUUCUUACAAAGAAAAAAAGAUGCUAAGCGAGUUUACGCAAGUGUGGUUUAUUCGAAAACCAACUGUGAUGGAUACAAGCCAGAGGGAAUAACUUAUCCGUCGGGUAUAGUACAGGAGAAAUUGCUUGAUCAGUUUUACAAGGAUAUUGAUCACAAACCAAGUGAGUUGGGUUAUUUGGAAGCUCACAGUACGGGAACGGUCGUCGGUGAUCCAGAGGAGUGCAAAGCAAUCGAUAAUGUUCUAUGCAGUCAAAGGAAAAAGCCAUUGCUUGUUGGUUCCGUGAAGUCAAAUGUUGGUCAUUCAGAAGCGGCUUCUGGAAUCUGUUCCUUAAUAAAAGCUUGUUUCGCCUUUGAAUCUGGGUUAAUUGCACCAAAUAUAAACUUUACGGAGGUUAAGCAAGUAAUUUUACCCUUAGCUGAGGGAAGGUUGAUUGUUGUAAAAGACGUAACUCCCCUACCAAACCCCUUUAUUGGUAUUAACUCAUUUGGUUUUGGUGGAGCUAAUGCACAUGCACUUUUAAAGGGUUAUCCUAAGUCCAAAACUAAUUUUGGAUUGCCACAAGACGAAGUUCCGCGGCUACUCACUUGGGCAGGAAGGACGGAGGAUGCUGUUGAAGAGAUUUUUAAUGCUGUAGAGAAAAAUCCCUUGGAUGCUGAGUUUAUUGGACUGCUUCAAAAUAUUCAAGAAGAAGAUGUUUCUGGUAUGGUAUUCCGAGGGUAUGCGGUAUUCGCCAAACAAGGAGUUGAACCAUGUGGAGCAUUGAUAAGAGAUAUUCAACAUUACACUGGCCUUCAACGCCCGAUCGUCUGGGUAUAUAGCGGAAUGGGAUCGCAAUGGUAUGAAAUGGGGACAUCACUUAUGAUAAUUCCGCGAUUCCGGGAAUCAAUUAACAAUUGUCAUCAGACGUUGCUGUCGAAAGGCCUUGAUCUUAUACAUAUAUUAACAUCCAAUGAUCCGCAAAUUUACGAAAACAUUUUGCAUUCAUUUGUGGGGAUAGCAGCCGUGCAAAUAGGACUAACAGAUGUCUUGCGCUCUCUUAAUUUUCAACCCGACUAUAUUAUUGGACACUCUGUUGGUGAAUUGGGCUGCGCAUAUGCGGAUGGUGGGCUGACUGCUCAACAAAUGAUAUUGGCCGCCUAUUAUCGUGGUAGAGUUAGUGUGGACCUAGAAAAAAUUCAGGGUUCAAUGGCAGCAAUCGGCGUUGGAUAUACAACUAUUCUACACAUGCUGCCAAAAUCAAUUGAAACAGCGUGCCAUAAUGGCCCGGAUUCUUGCACAAUAUCUGGACCAUUGGAUGAUGUUUCCCAAUUUGUAGCUGAGUUAAAAGCAAAGGGAAUUUUCGCAAAGGAAGUUCCCUGUUCAAAUAUUGCAUAUCAUUCUAAAUAUAUUGCACACAUGGGACCUCCAUUAUUGCAAUAUAUGAAAGAAAUUAUCCCAAAUCCUAAGACUCGAACUAUGAAGUGGUUGAGUACUAGUGUUCCUAAAAUUGAUUGGGAUAAGGAUCAAGCCAAAUUUUGCUCAGCAGAGUACCAUACCAAUAAUUUACUAAAUAGUGUACUUUUUGAUGAAACGUUUUCAUUGCUGCCAAAAAAUGCAUUGACUAUUGAAGUGGCGCCCCAUGGACUUUUAGGUGCUAUUCUUAAACGGUCAAUGCCCAACGGUGUUCAUAUUCCUCUAACAAACAGAGGUAACAAGAAUAAUGCGUUGUUUUUUCUAUCGGCCCUGGGAAAGAUAUAUCAAAAUGGCGUUUUAUUACCGGUUGCUAACUUAUAUGAAAAAAUCCAAUUCCCUGUAUCGCGUUCAACGCCCAGUAUUAGCUCGCUUAUUCGCUGGGAUCAUAGUGAAGACUGGUUCGUGACGAAAUACGAAAAUAUGAAGACCAAAUCUAGCGGAGAGCGUGUGUUUCCAGUAAAUUUGGCGAGUGACAAUGAAGAAUUUAUGAGUGGACAUAUAAUUGACGGAAAAAUUCUUGUACCAGCAACGUGUUAUCUUCAGUAUGUUUGGGAAACGUUCUCACUUAUGUACCACGGGCCGAGUUAUAUGGAUGUACCCGUUGAAUUCGAAGACAUACGUUUCAUAAGAGCUACAAGUAUGCCACUUAAUGGAAAAGUAGACUUAACAGUUAUGAUUCACUAUGGCACCGGCCAUUUUGAGAUAACUGAAGCGGGUAACUUAGUUGUUAGUGGAAUUAUCCGUGAGACUGAAAGCCCCACUAUUCCGGAAGUAUACAAUUUUCAAGAUAAAUCGGAGUUUCCGAUGAUUGCCAAAAGAGACUUUUACAAGGAGCUAAGAUUACGUGGCUAUCAUUACAAUGGCGCAUUUCAAGCCGUUCAAAUGGCUCGAUCAGAUGGUUUGUUCGGAAAAGUUGAAUGGAAUUAUAAUUGGGUAACCUUCAUGGAUGCUAUGCUUCAAAUUCAAAUUUUGGGGACUGAUUCACGAACUCUUUUAUUACCAACCAAAAUCCGGAAACUAAAAAUAAAUGGCGUACAUCAUUUCGACUUAAUGACAAAAAUGAAUCCUGACAAUCGCGUUUUUAAUGUGUAUAUAGAUCACAUGUUUGACCGUAUUAUAGCAGGAGGAAUAGAGCUUGUCGGACUACAUGCCAGUCCAGUGCAAAGGCGUAGACCUCCUGGUAUUCCAGUCCUCGAAGAAUAUAGGUUUCUUCCACUUUCUCCGUCCCCAAUUCUUUCCAUUAAAAAUGCUGCCCGUGUUUGCGUUCAAAUCGCUCUUGAGAAUAAUCCUUCCCUAAAAAUGAAGCUGGUCGAGUUAGACACGGAUGGAAGAAAGACAGUGUUAGCUGAAUUUUUAGAAGCAAUUGAAGAUUUACCUGUCAUAACUGGAGACGGCAUUCUAUUGACAUCUCAAAAACUAGAAAACAUUCCAGGCCUUCAUAUUGAAAAUGGAACGUUGUCUUCUCAAACAAAUUGUAAUUUUGUCUUAAUGGGAAGGCUUGAAGAAGAACAAUUACAAGAUAUAAUUGCAACUGCACAUAGGGUGCUAGUCAAUACUGGAUAUUUGUUGCUUAGACAAAAUUCUACGGCGAAUAUUUUGGCAUUGGAACAAUUUAGAACGAUUGCAAUUAUUCCGAUUGAUAACAACGAGGAAACAUUUGUUUUAAUGCAGAAAAUAUCACAAAAACUAUCAGCUAACCCAGUUUUGGUUAAAGUAUCUCAAAAGGAUAAGAAUUUUGAUUGGAUUGCAGUGUUACAAUCAGCGAUAAACUCAAAAGCCCCGGUUAUUGUGUAUUCAUUUAAUGAAUCAUUGAAUGGAGUUAUUGGAUUGGUUAACUGUUUAAGAAAAGAGCCAGACGGUAAUAUGAUAAGAUGUUUUUUUAUUGACGACCCAAGUGCUCCAGAGUUUGACUUGUGUCACCCUUUCUAUUCCACUCAGUUUUCAUUGGGAAUGGCAUUGAACAUCUAUCGUAAUGGUUCUUGGGGAAGCUAUAGACAUUUGAAAUUGUUAAAAAAUGAGAGUCCAAUGACCAGAUUAGAUCAUAUUUAUGGAAACGUCAUUCAACGUGGAGACCUAUCCACUUUACAAUGGCUAAAAGGACCUUUUAAUUCACAAAAUUGCCAGAUUAAAGUAGCGUUUUCUUCUCUAAAUUUUCGAGAUGUAAUGCUUGCAACUGGUCGGUUAGCGGUUGAAUUAUAUGGAUCAAGUCGCAUAGAUCAAAACUGUGUUUUAGGUUUUGAGUAUUCUGGCAUAAAUGUGGUAACAGGACGAAGAAUAAUGAGCAUGGUUGUUAAAGGAGGUGUGGCUUCCUAUAUUGAAAAACCAUCAAAACUUAUUUGGGAUAUUCCUGAUCACUGGUCAUUAGAAGAGGCAGCUACAGUGCCUGUAGUAUAUAUAACUGUCUAUUAUGCGUUUUUUAUGAUUAGCGACAUACGAAAAGGAAAAAGCAUUUUAAUACAUGCAGGUACUGGGGGCAUUGGUCUAGCCGCUAUUCGAGUGGCGUUGGCCUAUAACUUGGAGGUUUUUACAACAUGCAGUACUCCAAAAAAAAAAAAAUUUUUAUUGGAUACCUUUCCGCAACUUAAAGAGUCCAACAUUGGAAAUUCUCGAGAUACAUCAUUUGAGCUUAUGGUUCAGCGUGAGACAAAUGGAAAAGGUGUGGAUUUUGUGCUGAACUCUUUAUCAGAAGAAAAGCUGCUUGCUUCAAUACGUUGUCUUGGUAAGUCAGGAAGGUUUUUGGAAAUCGGAAAAUUUGACAUGGCAAACGACAACAAGAUUGGAUUAGGGUCCUUUUUAAAAGAAAUAACUUUUCAUGCUGUUCUUGCUGAUAGCCUUCUAGUGGCACCUGAUCAAGAUAUUUGGCAUUUAAAAGCCCUUAUCGAUUCUGACAUUUGCAAUGGAAUAAUUCAACCAUUACCGGUUAAAGUGUUUCCGGCUCAUGAAAUUGAACAGGCUUUUAGACAUUUGAUCGGUGGCAAGCACAUUGGAAAAGUUGUUAUUCAAGUUCGAGAAAAGCCGGAUGAUCUAUCAACUUUACCUGUUCGAGUGCUUAGUCAAGUUUACUUUAAGCAUAAUCUUACUUAUGUCAUCCCUGGGGGUCUGGGAGGUUUCGGAAUGGAAUUGGCUGAUUGGAUGACUCUUCGUGGAGCACGAAAACUCGUGCUGAGCUCUAGCCGCGGAAUUAAGAAAGACUAUCAAUCUUUCAGGAUUGCGCUAUGGAAGACCUAUGGCUGUGAUACCGCCGUCAGCACCGCUGACAUUUCAUCGAGAGAGGGGUGUCGUCAACUACUUUCUGAAGCUGCUGCGUUGGGACCAGUGGGUGGAAUUUUUAAUUUGGCUGUCGUGUUAAGAGACAGCAUUUUUUCUAACCAAAACGCAAAUCAAUUUAUAGAAAGCUUUGCACCAAAAGCUAUUGCGACGAAAUAUUUGGAUGAGCUAUCUCGGAUUUCUUGCCCCGAGUUGGAGCAUUUCGUAGUUUUUUCAAGUGUUUCUUGCGGACGGGGAAAUGCUGGCCAAGCCAAUUAUGGAAUGGCUAAUUCAGUAAUGGAACGUGUAAUUGAGUAUCGCAACAAAGACGGCUUGCCAGGCAAAGCUAUUCAAUGGGGAGCAGUCGGUGAAGUAGGCUUAGUAGCUGAUAUGGCAGAAGAAAAAAUAGACAUGGAAAUUGGAGGCACCCUCCAGCAAAGAAUUUCAUCGUGCAUUCAAGAACUUGAUCAUUUACUGAGUUCCGAUGCAUCAAUUGUAUCAAGCAUGGUCGUUGCUGAAAAACGAGUUGGGCGAUCAGGAAAUGAAAGUAUUAUUGGUGCCGUCAUGAAUAUUAUGGGAAUAAGGGACCUUAAAUCAGUAUCUUUAGGAACAACACUAUCAGAAAUGGGUAUGGACUCAUUAAUGGCUGUUGAAAUUAAGCAAACCCUAGAGCGUGACUUUGAGCUAAUUUUAUCACCACAAGAUUUACGACUCCUCACUUUCCAAAAACUUCAAGAGUUUAUUGAGGCCAGAGAAAAAGAGAAUACAGAUGGAAUCAAAAAGAUUUUUGCCUCAGAAAGUAAGCUCUUAGGGAUGGACCUACUGAUACGAAACCUAGGCGACGAAACAAACUGUGAUCGUAUAAUUAUCCCGCUUAAGACCUCCGCAUCUCCUUCAAAACAGAGUCUUCCACCAAAUAUUAUAGUACCUGGACUAGAGGGUACAGCUGGACGUGCAUGGUAUCAAGUUGGCUUGAACUUGCAAAGCAGGGCUGUUGUACUACAACUUCAUCAGUUCGCACAUUUGGAAAAUCUUAAAGAUUUAGCACAACAGAGUUUUGAACAAGUUAAACCCAUUUUAAAGCAAACAGAACCUUUUUAUUUAAUCGGAUACUCAUAUGGAACAUUUUUAGCUUUACAGCUAGCUGAGUUGCUUGAAAAUUGCGGUUUUCGUGGACAUAUAAUGUUGAUAGAUGGAGCACCUCAUUUUUUAAAAAAGCUAACUAAUCUGCAUUUGGGUGAACAGUUUUCGGAUAACGAUCUUUAUGAUCUUCUUUUUUCUAGUAUUGUUAAUCAGAUAUUUCCUGAAGAAACCAAAGAAUCGAUGUCUGAAGUUUUUCAUAAAGUUGAAAGUCUCUCAGAAAAAAUGUCAUUGUUUAUGGACUAUGUUAAAAAACAGAAUAUAUACAGCAAAGAAUACUCUGCGACAAUGGUGGAAGCCAUGUUCAAGAGAGUUAAAAUGGCCGCUUCCUUUGAUUUAAAUAAUCUAAAAAAAAUUAAAUCGCCAAUUACCUUAGUCCGACCGGCUGAAGUUUCACUGCAAGACAUUGAUGAAGACUAUUGUAUUUCACUACUGACAUCUGGGACAGUAACACUAAAAGUAAUUGAAGGAAAUCAUACGACCAUGUUGGACAAUCCAUCACUAAGCCAGAUAAUAAAUGAUUUUGAUCCGGCCCUGUUAGAGGACAAAAACUUUGAAGAAUAUAUUAGAAAUGACAAGCCCGUUUCCGUUGUGUAAAUGAAUAUUCUAAAAUUGUUUUCUUAAAAUCAUAUAUAAACAGCUGAAACAUCAACCAAUCCUUUUAUGUAUAAUAUAAAUAUUAUGUUAAAAUAUUUCUUUUUAAUUUAAAAAUAAAAAGCCUGAAAUUUGUUGUAACGGAGAAUGUGAAAGUUGGUAAAAUUUAAGUGAAGAACAAGUUUAAGAACAAUCAAGUUGUAACUCAUUCUUAUAUGGGCGCCACCUAACAUCGAACAUUUUAUUUGUGGGCCCAAUGUACAAGGUAUACAAAAGUUUGUUAUGUCUUUUGUAAAUAGCUGGGCAAUACGAAAAUAUUCGUGGUGUAUUAUAACACAAUAAAACGUUAACAUAAAGCUUCAUCGGUGGCUAGCCUUUAAGGUUCCGAAUCCUAAAUGAGACCUGGAGACCGAAGAUCGUAGCAACACUGGUUCCAUUGGGGAACAGCAGAGGUCACGUGAAAAAGUAUACUCAAUAAUAGCUGUUGGCUUACCGGAUCAAAAUCAGCAAAAAUAACAUAAUCUCUGAUUACUGAAGUAUAUUUUAGAAGGUUCGUACAACUCGUAAAAACUUGGGGACCGCUCAAUAUUGUUGAUUACCGGGGAAAUAUAAUGUUUCUCAGAUUUCAGCGUUCAUAAGUACGGACAGACAAACGGACAGACGGACAUGGCUAGAUCGACUCGGCUAGUGAUCCUGAUCAAGAAUAUAUAUAUACUUUAUUGGGUCGGGAACGCUUUCUUCAACCUGUUACAUACUUUGCAACGAAUCUAGUAUACCUUUUUACUCUACGAUAUUGAAAUAAUCGAAAGGUCGGAUCAGGCCUUUGUGCAGGUUUCCAAAUUUUUUUAUAUUUUUUUUUAACCGGCUUCAUUGUCUACGCAAAAAAGGGACCCAGAAUUGGGCUCUCUAGAGUGGAGUCAGUUUUGAUUAGCUACUACUACGCAGGAUGAUUUGGAAUCCCUAAUCCGACAGGAUGGAAGCCAGGAAAAAAUCCAGCGUGAACACGAAAUGGAAAUGGACGAACUUCCGUCCAGACUGAAAGACGAGCUUUUUCCUGGCGACGAUAAUAUCUUUGAAGAACUAAUAGAACCUCAACCACAACCAAUAAACCUAUAUUUAAGUUUGACGGAUGACGAAGAUGAUUAUCCUUUAUUUGAUCUAGAUUGAUAACUAUACCCGUUACUCGUAGAGUAAAAAGGUGUACUGGAUACUAGAUUUCUAUCCGAGUCGAUCUAGUCAUGUCCGUCUGUCCCUCUGAACGCUGAGAAUGGAAUUAUAAUUGGGUAACCUUUUGGGGACUGAUUCACGAACUCUUUUAUUACCAACCAAAAUCCGGAAACUAAAAAUAAAUGGCGUACAUCAUUUCGACUUAAUGACAAAAAUGAGUCCUGACAAUCGCGUUUUUAAUGUGUAUAUAGAUCACAUGUAGGACCGUAUUAUAGCAGGAGGAAUAGAGCUUGUCGGACUGCAUGCCAGUCCAGUGCAAAGGCGUAGACCUCCUGGUAUUCCAGUCCUCGAAGAAUAUAGGUUUCUUAUACUUUCUCCGUCCCCAAUUCUUUCCAUUUAAAAUGCUGCCUGUGUUUGCGUUCAAAUCGCUCUUGAGAAUAAUCCUUCCCUAAAAAUGAAGCUGGUCGAGCUAGACACGGAUGGAAGAAAGACAGUGUUAGCUGAAUUUUUAGAAGCAAUUGAAGAUUUACCUGUCAUAACUGGAGACGGCAUUCUAUUGACAUCUCAAAAACUAGAAAACAUUCCAGGCCUUCAUAUUAAAAAUGGAACGUUGUCUUCUCAAACAAAUUGUAAUUUUGUCUUAAUGGGAAGGCUUGAAGAAGAACAAUUACAAGAUAUAAUUGCAACUGCACAUAGGGUGCAAUUCAAUACUGGAUAUAUGUUGCUCAGACAAAAUUCUACGGCGAAUAUUUUGGCAUUGGAACAAUUUAAAACGAUUGCAAUUAUUCCGAUUGAUAACAACGAGGAAACAUUUGUUUUAAUGCAGAAUAUAUCACAAAAACUAUCAGCUAACCCAGUUUUGGUUAAAGUAUCUCAAAAGGAUAAGAAUUUUGAUUGGAUUGCAGUGUUACAAUCAGCGAUAACCACAAAAGCCCCGGUUAUUGUGUAUUCAUUUAAUGAAUCAUUGAAUGGAGUUAUUGGAUUGGUUAACUGUUUAAGAAAAGAGCCAGACGGGAAUAUGAUAAGAUGUUUUUUUAUUGACGACCCAAGUGCUCCAGAGCUUGACUUGUGUCACCCUUUCUAUUCCACUCAGUUUUCAUUGGGAAUGGCAUUGAACAUCUAUCGGAAUGUAAGUGUAUUUUUUAUUUUUUUCUAUUUUAUAAUAUGCAUGUUUUAUUUAUCUAUUAGGGUUCUUGGGGAAGCUAUAGACAUUUGAAAUUGUUAAAAAAUGAGAAUCCAAUGACCAGAUUAGAUCAUAUUUAUGGAAACGUCAUUCAACGUGGAGACCUAUCCACUUUACAAUGGCUAAAAUGACCUUUUAAUUCACAAAAUUGCCAGAUUAAAGUAGCGUUUUCUUCUCUAAAUUUUCGAGAUGUAAUGCUUGCAACUGGUCGGUUAGCCGUUGAAUUAUAUGGAUCAAGUC